This is a messenger RNA of Vicia villosa (hairy vetch), 372 nucleotides long. RefSeq names its product agamous-like MADS-box protein AGL80. Gene Ontology annotation, molecular function: protein dimerization activity; RNA polymerase II cis-regulatory region sequence-specific DNA binding; DNA-binding transcription factor activity, RNA polymerase II-specific. Lineage: Eukaryota; Viridiplantae; Streptophyta; Magnoliopsida; Fabales; Fabaceae. Gene Ontology annotation, biological process: positive regulation of transcription by RNA polymerase II. The coding region runs from base 1 to 372 and encodes 123 amino acids. The transcript has a single exon. The record is from RefSeq and is a predicted model, not a curated record.
AUGGCUAGAAGAAAGUUGAAACUCGCUUUCAUUGAGAAUAAUACCGCAAGAAAAUCAGCAUACAAGAAUAGGAAGAAGGGUUUAGUGAAGAAGGUUGAUCAGCUAGCAACCCUUUGCGGUAUCGAGGCUUGUGCAAUAAUUUAUGGCCCCGACGAUCAUCAACCUGUAGUCUGGCCAUCUCCGUCCGGAGUCCAAAAUGUGCUUUCGAAAUUCAUGACAGCGCCUGAGUUUGAACAAAGAAAGCAGAUGGUGAAUCAAGAUAGUUUUCUGAAUCAAAGGAUUUCAAAGGCUCAAAUGAAAUUUAAAAAGCAAUCGAGAGACAACCGAGAGAAAGAGACGACCAUGCUGAUGUUUCAAUGCCUCGAUGAUUGA